UUCAAGUGCAAUUGAGAGUGACCUACCGAUGAGCUUAGAGAGUAUCAUGGCGCAGAUUGUCUCUAGAGUAAAUAAUGACAGCACUGUACGCUUCAAUAUCAUAAGACGAAAUGUGUGGGAUGGAGCAUCCAGAGCCAUGGGCAGAUCCAAUUUUUCACCUGAGAAGAAGAUAGAUGUCAAGUUUACUGAUGACUAUGGAAUAUCUGAGGGUGCUGUUGACAAUGGAGGACCUACUCGGGAGUUCUUCCGACUUUGCCUUGAUGAAGUCAAGGACAAAAUUGGCAUUUUUGAAGGUCCACCUAAUGCUAAAGUCCUUACGUGCAAUUCCAAAGCAAUGAAAGACAAUGGAUACUUCUGCGCUGGCCAGAUCAUGGCAAUGUUAAUUGCCCAUGGAGGACAGAGUCCAUGUUUCUUAUCUGAACUCUUGUAUGAGUGUCUUCAAAAGGGUCCAGACAACAUCAAAGUCAACACUGACCAUAUUACUGAUGAAGAAACAAGGUCACAGGUGCAAUCGCUUCAGUUUUUCAACUCCUGA
This is a messenger RNA of Archocentrus centrarchus (flier cichlid), 535 nucleotides long. Its product is annotated as G2/M phase-specific E3 ubiquitin-protein ligase-like. Lineage: Eukaryota; Metazoa; Chordata; Actinopteri; Cichliformes; Cichlidae. The coding region runs from base 29 to 535 and encodes 168 amino acids. Gene Ontology annotation, molecular function: ubiquitin-protein transferase activity. The transcript has 4 exons. The record is from RefSeq and is a predicted model, not a curated record.